This is a messenger RNA of Apis florea (little honeybee), 582 nucleotides long. It is a transcript of the gene osi, whose product is annotated as electron transfer flavoprotein regulatory factor orsai. The record is from RefSeq and is a predicted model, not a curated record. Lineage: Eukaryota; Metazoa; Arthropoda; Insecta; Hymenoptera; Apidae.
GAUUUUCUUGUCAGUUUUGUUUUCUUAUAUAAGCCAAAGUACUUUGUUAACGUAUAACCAUAUACAUAAAGCACCGUUUGAAGAGAUAGAAUAUAUGUUAUAGAUAAGUAAAGUUUAUAUAUGUAUAUCUAUAUGUGUAACAACAAUAUUAUUUUUAGUAAAAAAAUUAGUUGUUUAUGUUAAUGUUAUAAUAUCUAUAAUGAAAUAUUAACAUUAUUUACAUAUCUAUGUUAAUAUAAUAACUACAUAACAGUUGAUUGAUUGAUAAAAUAUUUAAUUAUAAUUGAUGUCUCAACGUACAAAAGUCAUCAAUUUAUACAAGACGCUCUUGUAUAUGGGUCGAGAUUAUCCAAGAGGUUAUGAAUUUUUCAGAAAAAAUGUAAGAAAAGUUUUUGAAAAAAAUAAAGAAGAACGUGAUCCUGAAAAAAUUGAUAAAAUGUUGGCUCAUGGUGAUUUUGUUAUUAAAGAACUAGAAGCUUUAUAUAUGUUACGCAAGUAUAGGACAUUAAAGAAAAGAUAUUAUGAAAAAUAAUAUAUUAUAUUUAUACUAUUAUAUUUGAAUAUAAAAUAAAAAAAAAUUUA